AAAUUUACAACAAUUUCAGUUGUUUGUUAUGAAUAUUUUGCUUGUUUUUGAAGAAGUGAAAAAAAUUGUAAGAAGUAUUUUAUAUACUUGCACUAAGGAAACGUUUUAGUUUCUGAUUUUUUUUUUUUGCUAAAAAUUUUAAACUUUUCCAACUUCUACACGUCUUCUACACACCAAAAUUGCGUAUGCUAGCGCCUUCACCAACCUUUGGCUUGCGCUUUUUGUAACUUUAAGCAUUCAUUUUAAGCGACGCACACGUCUCAUUUUCAUAUCCACGACACAAAUCACCAGCAAACUCCUGUAGUCGUCACUUUAUUAUUGCUCUAAUUAUUCCUUGUCAAAAGAAUUAUGAUUUCGGUUAUUAAUAAAUUUAUGUAUCCAUCGACUGCCUCAGUAGCCGCGGCGACUGCUGCAGCUGCUUUGGCUUCAUCUAGUGGAGCACCCAGUGAGACGCAAAGUGAAAUAUCAUCUGCUGAUAGUGAUUGGAGUGAUGUUAAGACAAUAGCUAAUAAGUUGGGUGUUGCGAAUCCAGAAGAAUUGCAUACCGAACGUUUCAAAGUGGAUCGUCAAAAAUUGGAGCAAAUGAUAAAGACGGAAAGCUAUAUCGAGGAUCUAAAUAGCGCUGAGUUUUUCUUUGAAAGUGUCUCUAAAAGAACGGAGGUCCAUGUAAGUUGGCCUUGUAGACUUAAAAUCGGGGCCAAAAGCAAAAAGGACCCCCACGUACGCAUUGUGGGCAAACCCGAGAAAGUGGCUCGGGCUAAAGAACUUAUUUUGGCCAGCUUAGAUUCAAAAGGCACUCGCGUUAUUAUGAAAAUGGACGUUUCCUAUACCGAUCACUCUUAUAUUAUUGGCCGAGGUGGCAAUAAUAUAAAACGUAUUAUGGAGGAAACCUCUACUCAUAUACAUUUUCCCGAUUCGAACCGUUCUAGUGCUACCGAAAAGUCUAAUCAGGUCUCUUUAUGUGGUUCAUUAGAAGGUGUGGAAAAAGCUCGAGCUUUAGUUAGACUGUCUACACCCUUGUUGAUGUCAUUCGAACUACCAGUAAUGCCAGUAGACUCUGAACCUAAUCGCGCCACACCGUACGUUGCAUUGGUGGAGGAGAAAUAUAAUGUACAGGUCAUUUUUUCGUCACGUCCAAAACUACAUUCCUCUCUUAUUUUGGUUAAAGGAUCAGAAAAGGAUGCUACGCAAGUUCAAGAAGCUACUCAAACUUUGAUCAAUUUCUCUUGUGGCAAUAUAGCAAACCAGAUUUCAGUUCACAUGCAAUUGGAAAUAUCGCCCCAACAUCAUGAUAUAGUUAAAGGCAGAAAUAAUGCAAAUCUAUUGAGUAUAAUGGAGCGAACGAAAACUAAGAUUAUAUUUCCUGAUUUAAAUGAUAUGAACAUAAAACCCUUGAAGAAAUCUCAAGUGAAUAUAACCGGCACCAUAAAUGGUGUUUAUAGAGCUAGACAGCAAAUAAUAGGCAAUUUACCGAUUGCUUUGAUUUUCGACUUUCCCGACAAUGAAAAUGAAGCAGCUUUCGUAAUGAGUCUCCGCCCCAAGGACGGUGUCUACAUCGGUUUAAGACAAAAACAACGACAGAAUACUUUGGCAAUUGUCGUCAAAAGCUUAGAGAAAUUUAUUGAUAAAGCCUACCAAGCACGUCAUGAUAUCUUAAGUCUGACAACACCACUGGUAAAGCCAGAAAUACCUGAUAUGUAUUUUAUGCCACAGGACAACAAUCUCCGCGUAGUAGAUUUAGCUUUGCUGAGUUCACUGCUCGAAGUUCAUACGGAGAAUCAAAGAACACCUAAAGGAAUGCCCAAUUGGCGAUUGUCAUCACUAGACAAUGCCAACGUCAAUAAAAACGAAAAAAUCAAUGAUAAUCAGAAAACUUUAAAUGAACAAAAACAAACAAAAUUUACGUACGACUUGUACCCUACUACUCAAAAGAAUGUAUGUUUACCAACAGAGAAAUAUUUACAAAUGCACAACAAUAAUUUAAAGCAGCAACAACAGCAACACGAACAACAAACAGCUUUUGCUGCCUCAAUGAUGGCCAAUCCCAACAAUAGUUAUUCGCAAAUGCUACCGCCACAACCGCCGCAGUCGCGGCAUUUACCUUAUAAUUUACAGCAAUUAUCGCCUCGCAAUAGUUGCAGUAAUAACACGAGUGGUUAUCAGAGUUAUAGUAGCAGCACCACCUCGCUGGAGCAGGUUUAUCCCCCCUUCGGUUUGAGUGGGCCGCAAGCAAAUUUAUUUGGAGGACAGCAUCCUUCGAGUUUUUCGCCGGACUCCAACUAUUCUAGUGAAGGAGCUGGCUCACGCGUUGGCCGCCGUUCAAGCGAUGGUGUUUUACUAGGCUUAAAUAAUAACUCUUCUGCUUCAAUGAUAUCAAUGACACCAAGCAACGCUGAAAGUUAUCGCAAUCUACACUUUGAUCCAAACAUUUGUCAGCGGACCUUGGGCUACAAAGCCAUGGAACGUCCGCCGAUGGCUGGUGACUUGCGUACGCCUAAUACCAUUUGGAUGGGCAUGGGUCUGAGCGGUACAUCACCAGCACAUCUUGGGACAGUAAGUAGCGUAAAUUGGCCGCAGGGAGCUGGUAUCCUGAAUUCGCCUUAUAAUCUUGGUACAACAACGGGUGUAGUUGAUUCAACACCAACCAACCGUCGCCUGCAAUUGCACCAAUGCAAAGAUAUUCAAUCGGUACUUGUGGCUUUGGGCCUAGAACAUUAUAUAAAAAUUUUUGUUUUAAACGAAAUAGAUUUAGAUAUAUUCACCACUUUAAGUGAAGAGAACCUUAUAGAGUUGGGCAUAGCUGCUUUUGGAGCCCGCAAAAAACUUUUGGUGGCCAUACACACACUUCAGACCCAUGAAGCUGCUAAUUCCGUCAUAGCAUCGACUUCGUCUAACAAUUCUUCACCACGUUUUUCGGGAUCUGCUGCGCCAGGCGCAGAACGUAGACCCUCAAAUCAGUGGUAGAAGCGAAAAUAUUUUUCUCUUAUUUCUUUUUCUUUUCUUUUUUUCGAUCAAAUAUUGCAUGCUUUUUUGAAGGUUUAACUGAAUUAUUUUUUCCAUUCGAUUGAAAAUAUUUCAAACUUUUAUAGACUGUUUUCAGAGAACACGAAGAGAAAAAUAUAUUUUUUUUAUUUUCAACUUCAUAUUUUAUAACGAACCUGUAGAUAUUGAAGGACUUGUACUCGUCUCUGUAUACAAAACAAAAUGAUUUUGAAAAUCAAUUUACGAGGAAAAUUCUUACAUGUUUUGAUUGAAUUGAAAAACAUUUCUGAGAAAGUCUAUACAAAAUUGUUUUGCCACUAAUUUUAUUUUAAUGCUGCUUAUACGAAUUAGAUAUCUUUUCUUCACUGCAAUGGAUAUUUUUUUUUUUUUUUUUUUAAGGAAAAUCUAAAACUUUCUUGAGUAUUGCAUUGAACUUGAAAAUUGAAUAUUAUACGAAAUUUGUUAAUAAAAUGUGAAUUUGUUUCAGUACUCAUUAA
Messenger RNA from Glossina fuscipes, 3479 nucleotides. It is a transcript of the gene BicC, whose product is annotated as protein bicaudal C. NCBI's taxonomy places the organism in Eukaryota, Metazoa, Arthropoda, Insecta, Diptera, Glossinidae. The record is from RefSeq and is a predicted model, not a curated record. The coding region runs from base 349 to 2964 and encodes 871 amino acids. The transcript has 13 exons. Gene Ontology annotation, cellular component: cytoplasm. Gene Ontology annotation, molecular function: RNA binding; protein binding.